This is a messenger RNA of Rotaria sp. Silwood1, 1272 nucleotides long. NCBI's taxonomy places the organism in Eukaryota, Metazoa, Rotifera, Eurotatoria, Philodinida, Philodinidae. The record is from the annotation of a GenBank genome assembly.
AUGUAUCCUUUACAAUUACAAAGCACAGAAAAAGAAAAUGUAGACAUUAAUGUAGCUGAUGAAGCGCCUAUUAUAGAAGAAGUAAAUGAUGAUAUAUCAGGACAUCAUAAUGGAAUAUAUUGGCGGCUUCUUUUUCUUAAUUUGGUUGUAUUAUGGGCCUAUCAAUCAUUAAUUUCUGCACAAAAUUAUUACCGUAAAUUUUUUCCUAAUGAUCAUUUAGAUUUUUGGGGAACAGUAGCAGCUGGCACAAGUAUGUUUUGGCUUCAUGUGUUUCAAUUAUAUUUUGGUGUUUACAAAUAUGGAUUUACAAAACGUGUUAUACCUGGUUUUUUAGGUUAUAUUAUUGUUGCAGUUUUAGUCAUGGCUCUUAAAAAAAAAAUUGUUCUAAUUAUUGCUUUUGCGAGUGUUGGUGGAAUUAAUACAAUCACAGAAUCUCCUAUUUAUGGUAUUGCAGGAUUAUUUAUAACUGGUUCAUUUACACAAGCUGUUCAAGUUGGUAAUGGGAUGGCUGGAUUUUUAAAUGUUAGCGCAAAUACAAUAAUUCGAUUGAUUGUUUUACUUGUUCAUAGUCAUAUCGAUCAAGAUCAAUUAUCAUUUUAUAUAUUUAUGAGUGUAUUAAUAAUAUUAUGUUUUAUAGCUAUUUAUGUUUAUUAUCGUUUAAGACAUAUUCCUCCAGUUAAUAUAAGAAUAGGUCAACAAAUGGCUUCAUUUCAACGAGAAAACCUUGGUUAUUCUGCUCAAUUUAGUCAUGGGGAAAAUCAACUUUCAUUUUUCACCCUAGCGAAUAUUUUAAGAACUCAUCUAUUUGUUCAAUUUUAUGUAUUAUUUAUAAGUUUAUUAUUAUGGCCAGGUAUUCCAUGUAAUGCAACAAAUAAUGGUUGGUUUAAGGAUAACGGUAAACCGUGGUGGUGUUCACCUUUUGUUAUUGGAACAUUUAAUCUUGGAGAUCUUAUUGGUCGUACUCUUGCUGUUAAAGUUCAUCGAUAUUUUUCUUCAAAUAUUUGUUUAAUUUGUGCACUUCUAAGAAGUCUAUUUAUUCUAAUAAUAGUUUUUCGCCAUCACAUAGAUAAUAUACUCCUUCUUGUUUUAAUUACGUUAAUGGGAGCGACAAAUGGUCUUCUAGCAACAGUUACUUUUAUGGUUCGUCCUCAAACAAUCGUUGGUGUCAAUAACUGUGAAAGAGCUGCUUAUUUGAUGACAGCAGCUCUUUAUUUUGGAAUUGCAAGUGGAUCUAUUGUUGCAGCUAGUUUAGCAAUAGCUAAUGUUGCUUAA